AUGGACUACUCGCUUUGCGAUAACUUCCGUUGGUUUGAUGACAAUGGAGAUCUUGACCUAAGGCUGGACGAGUAUCACGCGCAUGUUGCUAAGACGUUGCCGAACUCGCCGCCUCGAAGGCGGCCUUCUCUUCGAACGGCACUGUCGUUUAAUCCAGACGUUUCAAUUCGACAACCAACAUCGGCAGUGUCGCGUCAAAAAGCGCAAUCCGCGCGUCGAUCCUCGACGUUUCCGACAGCGCCGAUGAAUAUCACGGCUCGUAAUUCAAGUUCUCGACCGUCAUCGAGCCAAAGUCAAACCCAUGUGCCUCGAUCUUCCACGUCCAGUAUCGAUCCAUCAGCGCAAUAUUAUCAGGACCCUGAGGCCCGCCUCAAAUUGCGGGUUUACCUGGCCUCUCCGCAAAACUUUGAUGAAGCUGUUGAGUUUGGUUUUCCGGCUCAAAACAAUGAGAGAACCAUGCCAGCCGAACGCAAAACGAAGCCUCCAAUGUUUACUGGCACGUUCCUCGACGAGGAGGACACGUCAGUUUCAGACGAACGAUGUGAUAAGCGGAUGAACGUAGCUCGACUCUCAUAUGUGCACAAUUCUCGCUCAUCAGACUCUGGACGCCCAUAUCCAAGGCACCAGUCAUGGCUGCUACCUCCAAGACCUGGCAACCAGCAGAAUACUGGUAGCAACCGCGAAAUGACCCUGAAGAUGACGCUGACGAGACCCGACCUUCGGACGACCGUGCCACCACCCAGGGUGGACCCACUGAAGCUGCCACUGGAGGAUAGCGGUUCCCAUCUAUGGGGAUCCUGUGAGGACGAGCAAGGGUUGAUGAAGAAAAUGUGGCGUAAGUUUCGGAAACAGAAAUGCUGA
Messenger RNA from Aspergillus oryzae RIB40, 861 nucleotides. RefSeq lists its product as uncharacterized. The record is from RefSeq and is a predicted model, not a curated record. Lineage: Eukaryota; Fungi; Ascomycota; Eurotiomycetes; Eurotiales; Aspergillaceae. The coding region runs from base 1 to 861 and encodes 286 amino acids. The transcript has a single exon.